CAUCGGGCAACAUUGUUUUUCCACGCUGUUUAUUUUCCGAAGUGCGCGAAACGGGCACGUAAUUAACGUAAUAUAAUAAAAGUAAGGCGUUUGUUGUUAAUGGCUGCAGGAUCAGCGACACAAGGAAAUCAUUAUGUCUAAAGGGACGCUGUGGAUUGGUGAUAUUGAGCCUUACAUGGAUGAGGCAUUCUUGAAGCAAGCCUUCGCCGUGAUGGGGGAAACUUGCUUGUCCACGAAAAUCAUCACGAAUAAGUUAACCGGACUCCCGUUGGGCUACGGCUUCCUCGAGUUCAUUGACGAACACACGGCGCAGAGGAUACUUCUCAAGUGCGACGGCAAGCCGAUACCUGGCUCCAAUCCUAGCAAAAAGUUUAAACUGAACCACGCUUGUCACAGCAAAGACGCUGCGCAACAGCAAAUUGAGCAUUCUGCCUUUAUUGGAAACUUGACUCCGGAGGUUGAUGACCUGGGCCUCUACACAGCAUUUCAUUCAAGGUUUCCAUCGGUGAAAGCAGCAAAGGUGGUGCUGGACGAGAGUGGCAAGAGCCGGGGCUAUGGCUUUGUACGCUUCGGCAACCAAGAGGAGCACCAGCAGGCACUUGAGAUCAUGAACGGCUUCGAGGGGCUGGGCGGCAAGGCAUUGCGCGUUAGCAGUGCCACCCCCAAAAGAAGCAACGUCCCAACUACGGUGAGCAUGGCUACACCACCGGGUCAGCAGACUUACCAGCAGUAUUACGGCAACUACGGCUACAACUACCAGAACUACUACAACCCCUGGCAGGGCUAUCAGCAGUACUACGCUGGAUACCAGGGCUAUCAGGGCUACCCAGGCUACUAUGGACAGCAGCCAGAGUAUCCACAGCACACCGAUCCAUCAGCUGUCGCUCACACUGGUUACGAGGAUGCUGCGACUGCUGCUGCGGCAGUGCCCCACGGCCCGAACCCACCUUUGCCUCAAACGGCGCCCCCAGCACCAGAGUCGGACAACGAAGUCGAAGACCACGACAUGGGCAUGCCGGACGUGGAGGCCAGCAACAAACUCCUCCUGGCUCGAUCUGAGGACCUGUACUCGGCAUUUGACAGCAGUCGGUGGCUCCCAACAGAAGGACUGGACCCACCUUUGGUCUCUGUCAAAUGAUUUUUGAAAUAAAUAGCUGUACUUGUCCA
Molecule: messenger RNA, 1167 nt
Organism: Rhipicephalus sanguineus (brown dog tick)
Lineage: Eukaryota; Metazoa; Arthropoda; Arachnida; Ixodida; Ixodidae
Product: tRNA selenocysteine 1-associated protein 1
Exons: 10
Coding region: 134-1138 (334 amino acids)
Molecular function (GO): RNA binding
Source: RefSeq, a predicted model, not a curated record